GUUGUGUCCGGAGAGGUCAGGUUGCUGCGGCCCGGUCAGUCGGGUGGGUUCUUGGGCGACGUCUUAAAUCGUGAUAGAGAGGGGUUUGGAGUGUGUGUUGGGCAGUCUUAAGUUGUACGGUGGCGUGUGGCGAGGUGUGCUCGUGCUCUGCCUGUCCUCCUAGCUGCAGUGUCCAGGCCGGAGGCGUCCCCCUUCAGUGUGACCGUGCCCACCAAACGUGCCGCUCCAUCUUCGACUCUGAGUUACUCAAUUUCUGGAAAUCUUACUGUCUUCGUAAAAUGAAGUUGGUCUGAGUUUAAGUUCUGAUGUGUUAGUACUGGAGCUAAAGCCGGCAUUUUCUCCUCGCAUGGCCCCUGGACAUGGACAUGGGCAUGGGCAGGAACAUGGUCACAGUCACGGUAAAAUGGAACUUCCAGAUUAUAGGCAAUGGAAGAUAGAAGGGACACCGUUAGAGAUCGUCCAGGAGAGGCUGGCUGCGCAAGGGCUGAGGGAUCCAUGGGCCCGCAAUGAAGCGUGGAGAUACAUGGGUGGCUUUGCGCACAAUGUUUCCUUUGUUGGUGCAAUACUGAAAGGAUUCAAGUGGGGAUUUGCUGCGUUCGUGGUGGCUUUGGGGGCUGAAUAUUACCUGGAGUCCCAGAGUAAAGACAAGAAGCAUCACUGAAGGUAGUGCCUCAAAGUCUCUUGGUGGCUUCCUGACUCAUGUGAAAAUAAGAUUUCUUCACUGUAGCCUACACAAUAUGCUUAUCCCCUAAAGAAUGCUGAUAAGAUUUAAUAAAGUAACUU
Messenger RNA from Ochotona curzoniae (black-lipped pika), 783 nucleotides. It is a transcript of the gene NDUFB3, whose product is annotated as NADH:ubiquinone oxidoreductase subunit B3. The transcript has 5 exons. NCBI's taxonomy places the organism in Eukaryota, Metazoa, Chordata, Mammalia, Lagomorpha, Ochotonidae. Gene Ontology annotation, cellular component: mitochondrion. Gene Ontology annotation, biological process: mitochondrial respiratory chain complex I assembly; electron transport chain. The record is from RefSeq and is a predicted model, not a curated record. The coding region runs from base 347 to 661 and encodes 104 amino acids.